Molecule: messenger RNA, 1113 nt
Organism: Monascus purpureus
Lineage: Eukaryota; Fungi; Ascomycota; Eurotiomycetes; Eurotiales; Aspergillaceae
Source: the annotation of a GenBank genome assembly
AUGCGUCGGAUCUCCGAUGGAGAUCCAUCGGGUUUCCCAUCCUGGCAGCAGAGGAAGACUCCUCCCAGAGAUCUCUAUCCGCAAUCAGAAGGUACUGUGCUGUUGAAUGUUAAAAGUCAUGGCUACCACGACCACCGCCACAACAUCCGCAUCUCCCGCAUCUACAGUGACUCCCUAGAGGACCGACAGGCAGUUGCGGACGAAAUUCGGACCGCCGCCACCACCAUCGGCUUUUUCUACAUCAAGAAUCACGGCAUACCUAUAGAGACUAUUGAUGCCUGUCUGGAGGCAAGCAGAGACUUCUUCCACCAGUCACUGGAAAUAAAGCAGCGUGUGAACCAGGCCAACUCGAAGUGGUUCAACGGCUGGAAUGCCCCCAAGUCCCACCGGGCCAACGCGACGGAGUCCUUAGAUCAGCGGGAAAGCUUUGGAUUUCGUUACGAUCCACGCUAUGACCCCGCUGUGUCCGACGUGGACUCGAUACCCCCGGAAAUAAGGGCUGGAUUCCGUGCAGAGGAAUACGGUUGGGAGCAGACAGCCAAUCUAGCGCACUUCAAGCAGGAUGUACUGGCAUAUUGGUGGUCAUGUCUGGGACUGGCACGGCGCUUGAUUCGUGUGUUCGCUCUCGCACUCGACCUGCCGGAAGACUACUUCGACAAGAUGACAUCUCACCCCGACGCCGCCGUAGCGCUGAAUUACUAUCCCAGCAUACCAGCAGGCGCUGUCCGUGAUUCCAACAAUGCAGAGAUGGUCAGCAUCGGAUCACAUACCGAUCUGCAGUUUUUCACGAUGUUGUGGCAAAAUAUGAACGGGGGGUUGCAGGUGUUGAACCGCGAAGGCCAAUGGCCGAAUGCACAACCUAUUGAGGGGACAAUCGUGGUUAACAUUGGAGACUACCUGAUGCGGAUCACGAAUGAUAAGUUUGUCUCGACGGUGCAUCGUGCGAAGAACUUCAGCUCCAAUGAGAGAGGCUUCAACUUCAAUGAAACGUGCGGUCUGCUCUCCAGCUGCUUGGAUGAGAAGCACCCAGCCAAGUACAAGCCUAUCUCGUGCGAUGAGUGGGUGCAAUUGCGGUUCAAGGUGACAAACCUGGAGGGUGGUAGUGGUAAAUAA